This is a messenger RNA of Magnolia sinica, 1791 nucleotides long. RefSeq names its product disease resistance protein At4g27190-like. The record is from RefSeq and is a predicted model, not a curated record. Gene Ontology annotation, biological process: defense response to other organism. NCBI's taxonomy places the organism in Eukaryota, Viridiplantae, Streptophyta, Magnoliopsida, Magnoliales, Magnoliaceae. The transcript has a single exon. The coding region runs from base 1 to 1791 and encodes 596 amino acids. Gene Ontology annotation, molecular function: protein binding; ADP binding.
AUGGCAGCUUCUUGGGAUGAUGAUGAUCGACGGCGCAAAGGAGGAAGAGGAGAGAUUGUGAGCCCUUUGUCACAACGCAUGAGGCAACAAAUAUGGGAUUGCUUGAGAGAUGACAAGAUUUCGGUAUUCUCAGUAUGGGGGUGGCAGGGGGUAGGGAAGUCACGGAUUGUGAGACAGGUGGUCGCGGAAAUGGAGGAAUCUGAAGAAUCUAGCCGACUGUUUGAUGUGAUCAUACGAGUAAAAGCACCAAGGAUCGAGAGUCUUGGAGAAAAGAUGCUGGAGAAAUUCAGAGAAGAAUUCGACCAUUUGCAGGACCAGAUUACAAGAUAUGGCAGACUAAUAUUUAAGCUUGAAAUUGAGCUUUAUAAGAAGAUACGGGUUUUAAAGAUGUUGGAUGCAAAGGGAAGAAGGAAUCGAUUAAUGGAGGUGCAGAUGGAAAUCAAGGAGGCAUUGGAUAUCCCAGAGUCCAUACAAUUCUCUACAGCUGCUAAGCGUAUCAAGGAUAAGUUAAGCGGCCAAAGGUUCCUCCUCAUCUUUGAAGAUGUUUGGGAAAGCUUUGACUUGCAAGAGAUGGGAGUUCCAAUCACAGCCCCUACCACCACCAUUGGCAGCAAAGUCGUCAUCACCACUCAAUCCCAUGAAGUUUGUUCCAAAAUGGGAGCCCAAUUAAAAAUCAUGUUGGAGGAGUGGUCUAAAGAAGAUGCCUGGGAUUUUUUACAGGAAGAGACAGCUGAUGUAGCUGCCCGCAUUGGUUUCUCAACUGGAGACAUGGUCUUGAAUUGCUUUUCUUACGUCUCCUUGUUCUGUCGAAAUGGAUGCUCAAUCGAUCGAGAUUCCUUGAUAGAAGAGUAUUGGAGGUCAGAGGGUUUUUUAGAUGGGUCGUUCAAUGAAGAGGAGAAUAAAGAAGCAGCUUUCAAGAAAAUGGGGAAUCUACUGCUCAAAGAGCUGGCAGAGAGAUGCAUGGUGUUAUUGUCCCUGGCGUCAUCAAACCCAAAUUACCUAACUCUCUUUCUAGAGCAGUCUUUAGAAAAUUUAGCGCCUUGGGACUCUCAUCCUAAGGAAGCGGAAUUUAACGUCUGGCUACAAAAGCAGUUUACAUUGGAGGAAUCUUCAGGAGGACCAUGUCAUGUGGAUAUGAAUUCUCAUGUGAGGCAAGUGAUUGAUUCUCAAAAGUUACUAGUGAAAUACAACUUGGACGGGGAAGAAUCAUGCCAAUGGAUCUCAUUAUCCCACAAUCAGGUAGAAACACUCCAAUUCAGCUCUCCCAAUUGCCCUUUUAUGUCGACGUUGUUGCUCAACGAUAACGAUCGUUUGCAAGAAAUCCCAGACAGUUUUUUCAAGAAUAUGACCAGACUCCGAGUUCUCGACCUUUCUUCUACAAGCAUCACUUCCCUGCCAUCGUCCAUGUCCUGUCUUCAUGAAUUACGGUUAUUGAAGCUUCGAAGCUGCUGCAAGCUAGAGUCUCUUCCAGCCGCAUUCUUAAAGGAUAUGCAGAAGCUUGAGAUCCUCGAUCUCCAUCAAACUCCCCUGACAAAGAUGGUGGAAGUAUCCUUCCACAACAUGCAUAGCCUCCGAAGUCUCGAUAUCUCUGGUGCCUGCAACCUUAGUCGGCUCUCGCUCAAGGGUUGUCGCUCUCUAUUGAGACUGGUCAGCCCAGAUAAACUUUCAAAACUUGAGUCGCUUGAUCUUUCAGGCACAAGAAUUGAAGAGCUUCCACACGGAAUUUUCAAUAUUACUAACAUGCGGUGCUUGGACCUAUUGGGAAUGGAGCAUCUCAAGAGGGUUGACUAG